This is a messenger RNA of Blastomyces gilchristii SLH14081, 2835 nucleotides long. Its product is annotated as transmembrane protein UsgS. The transcript has 6 exons. Bases 939 to 2039 code for a protein of 366 amino acids. The record is from RefSeq and is a predicted model, not a curated record. Lineage: Eukaryota; Fungi; Ascomycota; Eurotiomycetes; Onygenales; Ajellomycetaceae.
UCUUCUUCCGUGGGGUGUUCGCAUCUUCGGGCAACUCGACUGAAAAGCCCCUCUUGAAGGGACAAGGAGUGACCUCAUAUCGAAUAAUUGCGCGAAGAACCUGCUUCAAUUUUUCCACUUGCUCCUUAUCUUGCUCUGUUUCGUUUGGUAGUUCAAUACGGUAAUAGAGCCUGCACGACGUUACCAGACUUGAGAAAUAUGGUUGACCCGGGGACAUGUUCGAUUUUCAAAUUACCCAGGGCCACUGUCCUCUCUGUCGAUAGGCGCCACGGCAGGGUCUCGACAGCAUCGACCACAUAGUCAAGAUCUGAGGAAAUAUCGCUGGGUGGGGGGAUUUGGGCGGACUUGGGGAGUUCGAAUUUCACGAUUUUGGCAUCGCUGUGGUGGAAUAACACCUCGUUGGAAAGCGAAGCCGCGCCAUCCACGGAAUCUAGGCUAUGACGCAGCCUCACAGGCAGGGUGUUGGAGCGCUGAAGGGGUUUGGCAGGGUCCAUUAAGUCAGUCAUCCGCAGCGGCGGGAACAGUCAAAGAAAGUUGACAUGGAAUAGAAAUCACAGAGAGCAAGGCUUUACGGAAAUGCCGUAGAUGUAUGAAAACAGAAUUGCGAGCGGAUGAGGAAGUAACCGUUAAAAGAAUGGACGAAGACUGUAUCAGAACAGAGGAUGAAAUUGGGUGUUAUGGCGGCAGUGGGGGUGUUGUGGAGAUCGAUGGGAUCAACCCGGACAGGGGAUGGCUGGCGCUUAAAUAACUAGUUAACUAGGAGCUUAGAGCUUAACUAGCCGCGCCAUCAUCAAACAUUCAUUCACCUUUCAAACAACUUCCAUCCAAGAGAAUAAAUAUACAUGUUGACAAAAAGACCUCCUUCUCUGCUCUCCACAGUCUAUCAUCUGCCAUCAGCUGGCUGUAUGAUCUAGAUAUUGCCACCCAAGGAAUCAGCCAUGUCUAAUUUCGAACCAAAUGCCAUUAUUCGCGGAGCCCAACUUACACUAGUAGGAGCCCAUAGAGCUCUUCAGAACCCGUCACUAUUUAAAUCGGUGCAUUACAGGCAAGCAGCCCUAGCAGUCUGUGCCGGGAUUGCUAUUCGACUAAUUAUUUCUAUUCCGGUUGUUGGCGUAAAGUUCGUGAUAUGGCUUCUCUCCUGGGUCAUCGACCUGGAGGCGGCAACCUGGGACGAUAAGAUACUCAGCCGUCUUGACUUUGUAUCAACAUACGUUCUUCAGGUGCCAUUCUUAUUAAUGACCUUAAUGCGCUAUGUUACCCCUACUUUGGAUGACAUGUUUAUGGAAUCCCUCCGAUGGGUUGAUUCGACCUACAUCCAGAAACACAAGUCCGAUAACCCAGAGAGUUUGCGAGCUUUGUAUUAUCCCCAUCUCAGGAUGUAUUCGACCAAGAAAGAUAGUUCCACCGUCUCGAGUUUGGGCUCGUCUUUUAAGACCUUUGUGACCCGAUAUGGCCGGAGAACUGCCCUCUCGCUUGCUGUAUACAUGGUCUCGCUACUUCCAGUUGUUGGGCGAUUUGUGAUUCCAGCUGCGAGCUUCUACACCUUUAAUAAAGCCGUAGGACCUAUACCGGCUCUCGUCGUAUUUGGCUCAGGACUUGUUGUCCCAAAAAGAAUUUUAGUGAUGUUUUUGCAAAGUUAUUUUUCGUCUCGUAGUCUGAUGCGAGAGCUGCUUGAACCAUAUUUCUCCCGUAUAAAGUUCACCAGAGAACAAAAACGGCUCUGGUUUCGGGAUCGUGAAGGUGUCCUUUUCGGAUUUGCGAUUGGCUUCUAUACUAUGCUUAGAGUACCUCUCCUCGGAGUUCUACUAUAUGGUAUCGCAGAAGCUUCGACGGCAUAUUUAAUCACCAAAAUUACUGAUCCGCCCCCUCCACCGGCAUACUCCGAGGGUUUUGCGGCAGGUCAGAUAAGGUGGAGAAACAAGCAUGCAUUCUUACGAUUAUCAUUGGAUUCUCUAGAUGUGUACAAUAUUAAGGCUGCUGGCGAGGGAGAGGCUGCCGACAAGGGAGAUGGCAGGGGGCCGCAGAAGAAGUUCAGCUGAAGUUCUAAGGGUAGGGGGUUGAAUUACGUCUGUACGGACUACUAAUUAUUCACGGCCUAGAAAACCAAAUGCAUUACUUUGGGCGUUUUUUGUUUAGUUAUUUCUUGGGUACACUAUGUGAAUGACUCUGGGUUGCCAGGUUUUUGCCUAGAUUUCUCUACCAUGCUAAUUUUAGGGAAUUUACCUCUGGCGCGAUGGAAUUACUUGCAUUAACUGAAGUAUUUUGCUCGGAUAUGCCCUCCACGUUUUUUCAAUUCAAUCCAAACUUUGAGAAGUAUCAUUCAAUCUACAACCAUUCCCCCAUGAUCUUUUUUGAGGCAUUCCCUGCUGGACGUUAUAUUCAAUUUAGAAUAUCCCCGAGAUCCUUGGACCAUUCCCUUCCGCGAGAGAGCAUUUCUUCACCUCCAGCCCCCCUACAUAUUAAGCCUUCCUGGCCCCAUUUCGAUAACGCUCGUUCUUUGAGUCUCUCCCUCAUAUGAAUCCCUUCUAUCCACCAAUUUUCGACCGACUAGGUGGGCUAGAUAAGAGGACCUAGCCUAUCAAAUUUACUUCUAUGAAUCUGGGAUAACUUAUGCUGACCAGCAUGAUACCUAUUUCCACUUACACGAUUUAUAUUCGUGGCGUUUAAUAUUUACUCUCCUUACAUCUUAGGAACCCUAUCAUCAUAUUGUGAGGGUCUAUAUUCUACUAUCUAACUUUAAGGUCGGGUAGAAGAAAUACCCGCCUUUCGUCAAUGGGCGACACACUACCCUCCGAGGGAGAAGCACAGGUCAAAUGAUGCUUGAAUAGACAGCGG